Molecule: messenger RNA, 501 nt
Organism: Effrenium voratum
Lineage: Eukaryota; Dinophyceae; Suessiales; Symbiodiniaceae
Source: the annotation of a GenBank genome assembly
AUGGGGCCCAGGUUGGUGAAGAUGACCAGCUCGCCUUUCGGGGCCUUGUCCUUCAAGCUGGCGGCUGCUGGCGCGGUACUGCUCAUGCACUGCUACCGGCACACCGAGGGCUUUACGCUGGACGAGUUGCAGACUUUGACCGCGAUCUACUCAGAUGUGGUGGAUCAAGUCGCGCGGAGACGAGAGGGGAUGAAUCUCCUUCCAGCAGAGAUGCUGGGGGACGUGCUGGUGCAGUUCUUUGGGCCCGCGCAGGCGCAAAAGGCCCGCUUCAUGCAGCAGGAAUGCAUUGCCCGCAUGGCGAAGCGAGAAGACCAUAGUGAAGUCAAGAAGCCCAGCAUCGGCAUGGGCUUUCAUGAAGUUCUUCUUUGGGCGCGGCGCUUGCGCGAGAAGGAGUUCGAGAACUACAGGGAUGCCUUCCGGAAGUAUGACGAGGACGGCAGCAACUCCAUCGACAUGUCGGAGCUGCAGAAGGUGAUCAAAGAGUGCCCCAGACACGUUUAA